Trichoderma citrinoviride is the source of this 4092-nucleotide messenger RNA. RefSeq lists its product as hypothetical. The transcript is spliced from 21 exons. The record is from RefSeq and is a predicted model, not a curated record. Gene Ontology annotation, molecular function: protein binding. NCBI's taxonomy places the organism in Eukaryota, Fungi, Ascomycota, Sordariomycetes, Hypocreales, Hypocreaceae. The coding region runs from base 1 to 4092 and encodes 1363 amino acids.
AUGCCUCGAAGGUCUAUUUCUGCAUUCUUCAAGGGCCUUCAAUCCAAAAGCGGCAAAGAAAAAGGUCAGGCGAAGAGGCCAGGCGGCGGAAGCAGGGAGAGCAGCCGGACUCUUGACAAGCUUUCUUGUGUUCCGGCAGUCUCGCCUUCACAUGAAUCGUCACGGCGUUCUGAGAGCAGGGAUUCGCAGCUGUCUCCGCCUGGCAUCAACGUUCCGGCGGUCUCGCCUCCAGACGAGUUCUCAAGGCGUUCUGUGGGCGGAGAAUCAUGGCUCUCUACGCCUGGAGGCAGUGUUCCGGCGCCCUCAAGUGAGACCUCAAUCAUUACGGCCAGACCGAAGAAUGAUCCAGAUGAUCCAAAGGACGACGAGAAAAAGGAGGCUACUUCUCCUACCUCUCCGCAGGAGCUCUGGGAUGAGGCCUACGACCAACUGAAAACCGAAGAAACAAAGCUAUUGCAAAUGUACGAAGUCAUCCUAUCAAACAAACUCCACGACCCUGCCUUUCAGCCCUCUCAAGGGGGGAUCGAUGUCAAUAGCAUCAAACCCACUGGAGAUGAACGACGGGCCCAACUGCUGCUGGUCAUCGAAGCGGGCCAAAAGAAGUUGCAAACAGAGACCAGAAUCAAAGAGAGCAUGGGAGAGGGGAUGAAAGUCGUAAACUCCAUGAGAUACAUCAUAACUUCAGCAGUCCAAGCCGCACCACAGGCGGCUCUUCCAUGGUCCCUUGUGACCAUGUCUUUAGAUUCUGCAUAUAAACUGACUUUUGCGGACAAGAUACUGCAAAACCCACUGAAGCAACACCAAAGAAACAGUGAGGGUAUAUCUUAUACUACGAAGAGGAUGGAGUGGUAUUGGAGCUUGUCGAAUGACCUGUUCAAUCGAGCUGAGUCCUCCAAACCGAGUAUCACGCCUGAUAUUCGAAACGUCUUGAUUUUGCGACUUGGAGAGCUCUACAAGAAGAUUAUACUCUACCAGGUCAAGUCAAUCUGCUCAUACUACCGCAACCGCGGGCUACAGUUGUUCCGCGAACUUGCCAUGAUCCGAGAUCUCGAACUGGGUUUCCAAAACGACUAUGCCGCAUACACGAGCCUGGAGAAUACCAGUCUAAGCCGUCAAAUCAAAGAUUAUUUAGAGCAGCAAGACCGAGACUGUUUGAGAGAUUUGUACAUCACCAAUCCACGGAACGAUAGGAAGCGCCUCCUGGAUGCAAAAGGGGGACUUUUACCGGACUCGUUCAACUGGAAGCAGACCAACCUGCUUUGGAUCAAAGGGGAUCCUGAAUUGGAGAAUAUGACGCCUUAUCCAGAGCUGGUAUCAUACUUCUUUUGCCAGGGCACUGAUCCGAGCUUCAAUAAUGCCCCUGCGGUCUUACGGGGCUUGAUUUAUCUACUGGCGAUACAAAGGCCAUCCCUCAUCAGCCAUCUACAGGAGGAAUACAAGAACGUCGGAAGCAGAAGCCUCUUCGAUGGAGUCAAUGCCUGGGAUCCGGCCUUGGAGAGUGCUUGCCUAGUACUUGAUGCCUUAGAUGAAUGUGAUUCCGGCCGCAAGGCGCCUCAAGUCAAAUGGCUACUCAACAAUGAUAGAUACGUUACGGACAGCGUUGAUGCAUAUGUUCAUAACGAAGCUCUCCGCACGGAAUUACAUCAGGCUAUUAUUGAAAAGUCGAGUGGAACUUUCCUAUGGGCUGCACUCGUGUUCAAGGAAAUCGAAGAGCUGCGCACAUACGACGAAGACGCCGAGAUAUUGGAGCUUUUGAAAGAGAUACCCAGUGGGUUAAUCGCCCUAUACGACAGAAUGCAUCGUUGCCGCAACCUCCUCGCCACGCUGCCCAUUAUGGCUGCAUUGAAAGAUCGACUGGCGCGCUCUGAACCUUUGAAAACCCUGAUCAAGACGUGCGGCUCCUUUCUGACUGUUCGCGACAACGUUGUCUAUUUCAUUCAUCAGUCGGCGAAAGACUACCUGGGGACUGAAGCUAAACCCGGAAGACUGCGGCCAAACAUUUACUCUCUUCCCUAUCCUGGUGUCAAGGCGCAUGAGUAUUGCUGCAUUUCCUGGCUUCGACACUUCUGCGAUGGCUUUUUCGGCGUGGAUAAAGUUUUGAAAUUUGUCAAGACACAUCUCCUUCAUUGGAUUGAAGUUCUGAGCCUUCUGCGAAAUAUCCAAGCUGGAGUUGUAUCCCUGCAGAACCUGGUCAAGAAUGUUUCGCACCGCCUGAAGUUCCACGACUCCUUUGAGUUCUUUCAGGAUGCCGCUCGUUUCAUACUUCACAAUAGGUUUAUUUUGGAGACGGCUCCUCUCCAAACCUAUGUCUCUGCCCUUAUCUUCAGUCCGACCCAAAGUCAGGUGCGGCUUCACUUCAAGGACACACUAUCGUGGAUAAAAACCUUACCCAAGGUUGACGACUACUGGAGUCCUUGUCUAAACACCCUGUACGCUUCUGGAAUCGAAACUGUGGCUUUCUCAAGCGACUCCUUACGUUUAACUGCCUCGUUUUAUGAUGGACGAGCAAGAAGCUGGGACAUAGCCACUGGUGACUUGAUUCGCGACUGGGUAUUCAGCUCUGUCGAACAUAAUCCUUCAACAUUCUCUUGGAACCGCAAACUAUUGGCAGCCUCGAAUGAGAGAAAGACCAUUGUGUGGGAUAUAGAGUCUGGAAACCUGAUUCAUGAGUGGGAGUGCCCCAGAGAGCUGUUUUUGGCGACGACAGUUGACGGUGAAUUCCUCAUCUGGGAUCUCUCGACCGAGCAGUUGGUCCGCAACAUCCCUUGUGGAUGGCCUCGUGAUACAUUCGCAAUAUCCCGAGAUUUUAAGCUCGUCGCUACACGCAAUUAUGAGCGCGUAGGUACAGAAGACCGGAAAGAGAUACAAGUCUCCAACAUAGCCACAGGCGAGCUAGUUUGGGAGCUGGAUAUACAGACUUCGCCCUUUGAAGACGUAACGGAAAUCUCGAAAGAUUUUCUGUACCUAGUCUCGGCCGGGAAAGGUCUCCAAGUCUGGCAUCUCCCGUCGGGCGCAGAGCCCAUCAUUAUCCAUCAAUAUGAAAAUCAGCUCUACUCAGCUGUCUUUUCAGACGAUUCCACCCUUAUGGCCUUGGGUUUUGGAGACGGUAGCGUCGAGGUCUGGAGCCUUGUUGAAAAAUCCAAGAUAGGGUCGUAUAGUGGCCACACUGGCGGCUUUCUGUCGAUGGCGUUCUCAGCAGAUGGCAAACUUUUAGCAACAGCGUCUAUGGAUGGGACAGUCAAGGUUUGGGCGACAGAUAUGUGCAGCAUUCAUGUUGACAAUCCGCCAGAUGACCUUCCCGACAACUGCAGAUUCGGAUCGAUGGCAUUGUCGGACGAUCGGGACUAUGUUGUUUAUGACUCUGACGGAGGCAACAUCAACGUUUGGCACAGGCACAAAGAUCGACGACUUCCCGGAGUCAAACGAUCUCGAUGUUUGCCUACCGAGAAUGCAGAAGGGAUACCACGAUGGCUUUGGCAAGGUGUGCCGGCCAUCUCCAAAGAUUCCAGGCUUAUAGCUCUGGAAUGUAUCUAUUCUGCAAGUCAAUUUGAGGAGCGAUUUCACCAAAUCGAAGUGUGGGACAUUGAUUUACGUCCAUGUGGUCUGGCUUUCUUGCCAGGCGGAGACCUUUUGGCCGUAGCGCAUCAACACGGCGAGAGUACCGCCGUCACUGUCUGGAAAAUAGAGACGGGAGAAUUGGUAUCUAUCUUUGAGACGUCUGGGCGAGUUCGAUUCUACUUUCAUCAUGCGAAUCUAUGUCUAGCUACAGAGACCGGGUGUUACAGCAUAUGCCGAUCGAAUAGCGAAGACCCUUCCUCAAUACACUUUGCGCCUGCAUAUGACUUUCCCGGUUUUGGAUAUUACAUUGACUCAUUGGAAAACGAAUUCGCCGUUGACUGGGUGUGGUGGAAUGGGAAGGGCAUGAUCUGGCUACCAGUGGAUUUUCGUCCAAGGGGGGUCCUCAGUUUUUCUGCAGUUGCAUCGGAGGUGGUGAUAGGAACCGCGGGGAGAGAUAUUGUGACGAUGGAAUUUGAAGAGCCUCCGGCUGAGCUAGGAGACUGGGUGCCGUGGAAGUCAUCGGGGUUCCUUUAG